AUGGAUGAAGAAGAUGCGGAAAAAAUGACUUUCAUUAGACCUUGGGGUGUAAAUCACUACAGGGUGAUGCCGUUCGGCCUCAAGAACACCGGUGCCGCCUACAUGAGAGCCAUGACAAUUAUUUUUCACGACAUGAUUCAUAAGGAGAUUGAAAUGUACGUGGACAAUGUCAUAAUCAAAUAUCGUGAGUGUUCGAAUCACUUGACACAUCUAAGGAAAUUUUUUGAUCGUUUGCGUCGGUACAACUUGAAGUUAAAUCCCGCCAAAUGCGCUUUUGGAGUUCCAGCGGGGAAGUUGUUGGGAUUUAUAGUCAGCAGAAGGGGUAUUGAACUCGACCCCUCUAAAAUUAAAACAAUUCAAGAGUUACCUCCUCCGAAGAUGAGAAAAGAGGUGACGAUUUUCUUAGGGAGGUUAAAGUACAUCAGUCGAUUUAUAACUCAAUCAACUGUGGUAUGCGAGCCUCUUUUCAAGCUGCUAAAGAAAGACGCCACGACAAAGUGGACUGAAGAGUGUCAGACUACUUUUGAUGCUAUCAAGAACUAUUUGUCCAAUCCGCCAAUAUUGGUUCCUCCAUACAUGCCAGAAAAAUGUCAUAAGUGUCAGGUGCACGGUGACUUGAUCCGAGUGCCACCUCACGAGCUUAAUGCUAUGAGUUCACCUUGGGCAUUUGUAGCUUGGGGCAUGUAUGCCAUCGGUCUGAUAGAGCCAGCCACUUCUAAUGGACACAGAUUCAUUUUGGUCGCCGUUGAUUAUUUCACUAAGUGGGUGGAAGCAGCUUCUUACAAGUCAAUAACCAAGAAAGUGGUGGCUGAUUUUGUUCGCAACAAUCUGAUAUGUAGAUUUGGAGUGCCAGAAUCCAUUAUUACUGAUAAUGGGCAUCGAGGUUGGAAUGAGAUGUUACCAUAUGCUUUAUUGGGAUACCGCACGACUGUCAGGACAUCAAUUGGAGCCACUCCAUAUUUGUUAGUAUAUGGAACAAAAGCAAUUAUACCUGUUGAAGUCAAGAUGCUGUCUUUGAGAAUCAUCCAAGAAGCUGAGUUGAGUAACGCUGAAUGGGUUAGCAAGCGGAUUGACCAACUAACUUUGAUUGAUGAGAAGAGAAUGGUUGCCGUCUGUCAUGACGAGUACAAAGGAAAGUUCGCACCAAACUGGCAAGGACCUUACAUGGUUCCCAAAGUAUUAUCUGGAGGUGAUUUGGUCCAAUCGGAGAUGGAUGGCACUGUAUGGCCUAAACCUAUAAACUUAGAUGUUGUCCAGAGAUACUACAUGUGA
Solanum lycopersicum (tomato) is the source of this 1272-nucleotide messenger RNA. RefSeq lists its product as uncharacterized. Gene Ontology annotation, molecular function: nucleic acid binding. The record is from RefSeq and is a predicted model, not a curated record. NCBI's taxonomy places the organism in Eukaryota, Viridiplantae, Streptophyta, Magnoliopsida, Solanales, Solanaceae.